Jaminaea rosea is the source of this 2612-nucleotide messenger RNA. RefSeq lists its product as hypothetical. NCBI's taxonomy places the organism in Eukaryota, Fungi, Basidiomycota, Exobasidiomycetes, Microstromatales. The record is from RefSeq and is a predicted model, not a curated record. Gene Ontology annotation, molecular function: DNA binding; zinc ion binding. Bases 107 to 2419 code for a protein of 770 amino acids. The transcript has 2 exons.
CACCUUUUCCUCCUACGCUGCAUCUACUCACGCGACUCCCAUCUACUGUUCAACUUCAUUUACGUCGUCUCUUCUCUCUCUGCACUGACGGAGGAACAGUGGCAAGAUGGCUACAGCGGCAGCUUCACCCAGCUCGGCCUCUGGUCCCACCUUCUGCGUGCGGUGCGGCGAUCGAAUUCCUGCUACUCGGGCGCGAUGCUCGCGCUGCUUUGGUUUGGGGAUGGCACCAAAGGUCAAGGCUAGCGUUGGAAGGAAUGAAGGCACGAAAGCAAAGGACCCUUGGGUGUCAAGGUAUCUGGCUGGUAUUGGCGCCGGUUCCCCCACAGAGGAAGAUGGGCCUUCCUCCCCUCACACGGAAGACUCUCGCCCGCUGCGACCUUUUCCCACGUCUGGCAAUGCACCCUCAGUCGGGCUAGGCAUGCCCUCCUCCAUCUCACGGGACCUGCGCACCUCCAAGCCCACUCCCCCGCCCGCCAACCUACAACGCCCGCAAAUAUCACAGCAGCGCAGCCUCUCUAGCGGCAUCCACGUUCCGGCUCAUCUCCCACACACGCCCGCCUCACCGGUCGUCCCCAACUCAUCCGGUGGGCUAAGCAAAGUCGUUGGGUCCCUUGUUGAGCCUGCUGCAAGCCGGAACAAGUGGGCGUGCGGGCAGUGCGGCGAAGUCUUUGCGAGGGAUUCGACAAUCUACGUUCCGCCAGCAAGUGCUGUUCAGUGCGGCGCACAGGGUGGACAAGAGAGCUUCUUCUGCAAGGCGUGCUACACGGCCAAGUACUCACUUGGAGAAUGCAGCGCCUGUUGCAAAGCCGUGCUCGGGUCAACCAAGGAGACGGGCGUCUACGUGAAAGGAGUAGGAGGAUCCAUCUUUCAUGGCCAUUGCUUCAGGUGCUUUGGCUGCGAUGCUGGCGCAGGCGCCAAGCAGGGAGGCAAAGACGUCAUGCUCGACCUGAACGGCAAUCCAAGCUGUGAGGAUUGCUUUGGCAAGAUUCCGAAGGGGGCGAGGCCAAAGAGAAGCAGGGAGGAGACACCUGGCGCGACUGGUAGCAAUGCGUCAUCAGUCAGGGACAAACAGAAGGCUGCACAUGAGAAGAUGGAUCCGACAAUUGCGGAGAUGGCGAAUCGAUUUGGGACCCCAUUAUCGGGUGGGCCGAGGAGCAGGAGUGCCAGUCCAGUCAAGAGCAACGACGACGACGUUGAUAGCAAAGCCCAAAGGGAGAUCAAGGCACAGGCAAGGCAGCGUGAGACACAGCCUGCGGUCAACGUCGACGACAUGCAGUGCGCCUCAUGCGGGAAGGGCGCUUUCGACGGCCCAUCCUCCUCCUCCUCCUCCUCCUCUUCGCCUUGUGGCCAGCGUGAAGUCUCCCUCAUCACUCUCCCCACCUCUCACCAGCUACACGCCGAAUGCUUCACUUGCGCAGUCUGCCAUCAGGUCAUUGACGCAGCGAAGAGCUUUGUACGCAUGCCCAGCACCACUCUUGAAGGCGAGCAAGACGACGGCAAGCUACCAGCAUGGGCUCAUCCAUCAUGUGCUCCCCCUCCAGCAAAGGUGGAUUGGACCAGUCGAUCCCGCUCGCCGGCUGUAGCAGGCGAAUUGGGCGCACGUCUCCCUUCAUCCACUAGCGUAAGCUCUCUCAGGCGCUCACAUGCAACACAGCAGCUGCUGCCGAGGCCGAGCAGCUUGUCGUCCACUCCGGAGUCAUCUCACGACGCCAUCGUCGGCGCUGCAACUGCGCAGCGGAAAAGUCGCGAGCCGGUCGCCGUACAUUCGUUCAUUCAUCGAACUGCGGCUCCGGCGGCAGCGACUACUCCUACGACGUCCGCGGAGAAGGUCGCCAGCCCAUCCUCGCCCAACUUGGGUCGCACUCUCUCCCGUCGUCCUCCCUCGCCGCAACGCACCUCCCCUUCUCUUCGCCAGUUCAAGUCGUCAACAGGGGCAGCUCCUCCCACCCGUAGCACGCUCAAUGUGCACCGCCCUGGUGGCGGGUCAGGUGGGGUCAACCCAGCACGAGGCUUCUUCGCUAGCGGUUCCAGCAGCGGGUCGCCCUCCUCGUCGUCCCCCUUCAGCAGGGCGCCAGGUUCCGCAAUCUCGCCUCCUGCAUCGCCAUCACGCUCAGCGCUAUCCUCCGGCACCCUUCCCACCACGGCCAACGCCGCUCCAGCGAGCAGGUACGGCGGCAUGCUCACCUGCGCCGGGUGCUCAGGUCGUCUUACCUCACUCGAGUCCGUACCCGGACCGGCAGGGAGCGCGUGGCAUCGCAAAUGCUUGGUCUGCACCGCAGCCGUGCCUGCGGUGGUCAAGAGGUACUCCGUGUCAAGCAGCAGCGGGGCAGGCGUGUGCGGCAAACAGUUGGAUAGCUUUGCGAAGGUUAGGGAGGAUGGUGAGGUUAGGUGCGUGGGGUGCUUUAGAGAGGGGAGGUAGAGUGGGGUGAUGGGUGUGAACUUCCUUGCGCAUUGUGACUUUUCGACUCUGACUCUGUAUCGCUCGCCAUGACUUGCGUUUCCUGUACGACCCUUAGACCCCUGUCUCUGACCCUCCGAUACUGAAGUGUCGUCGAGGCUCACUCUUUCUCAUCCGUCGCACUUGCACCACUUCGAAUACAAUCGCGUCAACU